AUGCCCUCUGAUAAAUGUGAUCUGAAUUUGUACGCAGAGCAAUCGAUACUAGCCACACUUGAUGACCACCAGCAUGGUUGGAUUGCUGGGAAUCAAAGUUCUGUCCCGCCCCAAUAUGGUAUCCUGAAGGUUUUUGACGAUAUCAUGGGUGAAGGGUCACAUGGAACUGACGAAGAGGAGAACCAGUGGUGGCAGCAACUGCCAUUAGUCCCAGCAGUAACAAGUGUACUUUUACGUCAACAGAACCGCCGACGGUGGAAGGCAAAGGCAUUGGCACAGAUAGAUUAUUGCGACUCUAUCCGCCUCCCGACCCCUGAUGUCAGCUGGGCGGUCGCCAAAGCCAGUCUCAAGCUUGAGCACCUCUCAGCAUCAUUUAUUGUGGAUGCCAGCUAUUUCUUCCAUGCUUGUUGUGGACCUUCCUGGAAGUGGCCCAACAUGACUUCACUUGCGCUGACCUCACAAAUACUUACACCAGAUGAGAGCCCAAUUGAGAUUGAUAGCAUGCUCCAGAAAGCAGCAGUAGCAGCAGUUGUCAUGAAAAUCCACGGAUCCAUUAUUGUUGAAGAGUUGCUGGAUGCUGGUAUUACUGUCAAGUCUCGUGGCGACGCGCUCCGCCAUUUGAGGUUGUUAAACCCGGUAAUUCGGACCGUUUCAUUACAGCAGAUUCAGAUGGAGCAUAGAAUGCGCGAGGGAGCAGUUAUGACUAGUAGCUCGAUUUCUGUGAUCAAAUCAUUUCCCUGGUACAGCGUGUUAUUUUAUUUUAUGCGCGUUUUGAUCUAUAGUGAUACUUCUCACCCUCUCUAUACUCAAUGUAAUUUGCCCUCGGGCUACUCUUUCUACUCCUUUGGCUACUAUAUUAUCUACGAUGUGACACCAGAGUAUGGAAGAAUCCAGGGCAAUAAUAACGUGAAUGACGCACCCCUACCGGAGGCCAGCCAAAUGCGGUCGGGGACCAGAAAAGGCGGUCUCGGCCUCUUCCGGCGCAAAUUCGUUCGGUCUUCCAUCUCCGCCCGGGCGACUGAACAAUCCCCCUUUGGGUUCUCCAUCGCAGAAUCCAUCCAACCCCGCCAUUUCCAUCUCAUCUCAGCCCACCGAUCGCUGCAGAAUCGCUCACCGUUCACCAUGGGUGUCAGAGAUUCUCAUGGCGAGGCUACGGGGACUCCCGACCCCGUCGAGAAGGGCUUCGCCACCCUGAACACCAUCCGGAUCGGUGUGAAGGCCAUGGUGCAGAAGGACGGAGAAUUGAGGAAAGCUGAGAUUCUCUCCAUUAGGCAGCGAAAAGAUGGCCCGAGUUUCUACGUUCAUUAUGUCGAUUUCAACAAGCGUCUCGAUGAAUGGGUUGAUUCCGGAAGGCUCGAUCUAUCCCAGGAGGUUGAGUGGCCGCAGCCCGAGAAACCGGAGAAGAAGAAAGCCGGUCCCGGCCAAAAGGCACCCAGCAAGAAUACGCAGAAGCGUCCCAGAGCAGGGAGCCGAGAGGUAUCAGCAACGCCAGAUCUUCUGAUGGGCAAGAACGCCAAUGUCGGUAAGGCCUCGCGGCCGUCGAAGGCCGGUGGGAAGGAGAACCGCGGCGAGGACACGCCGUUGAACAUGUCCAUCCUGGGUUCUGAGGCCGUCUCGGCAGAUGGGACGCCCAAGGGCGAAUCUGACGAUGUCGACAUGAUCGAUGUCGGGUUCUCCGAGAUGAAGGAGGAACAGGGCAAGAUGUCCCGGGAGGAGGAGAUCGAACGGUUGCGGACCAGCGGCAGUAUGACCCAGAACCCGACGGAGAUUCAUCGUGUGCGGAACUUGAACCGCCUGCAGAUGGGCAAGUUUGACAUCGAGCCCUGGUACUUCUCUCCCUAUCCCACUGAAUACUCUGAUGUGGACAUCAUCUACAUCGAUGAGUUCUGCCUCAGCUACUUCGACAACAAGCGUGCAUUCGAGCGCCACCGCGCCAAAUGCACGCUCGUGCACCCUCCCGGCAACGAAAUCUACCGCGAUGACAACAUCUCCUUCUUCGAAGUCGACGGCCGCCGCCAGCGUACCUGGUGCCGCAACCUGUGUCUGCUGAGCAAGCUCUUCCUCGACCAUAAGACUCUCUACUACGACGUCGACCCGUUCCUUUUCUACUGCAUGUGCACCCGCUCUGAAACGGGCUGUCACCUGGUCGGAUACUUCUCCAAGGAAAAGGACUCCGCCGAAGGCUACAACCUCGCCUGUAUCCUGACCCUCCCUCAAUACCAACGUCGCGGCUUCGGUCGUCUUCUCAUCGCCUUCAGUUACGAGCUCAGCAAACGCGAAGGCAAACUCGGUUCGCCCGAGAAACCGCUCAGUGAUCUGGGUCUGCUGGGAUACCGACAAUACUGGCGCGAAACGCUGGUCGAAUUACUCAUCGAGCCGGGCCGCGAGUCUAUCAGUGAAAACGAGCUCGCGGUGCUGACCUCCAUGACCGAGAAAGACGUCCAUGAGACUCUGGUUGUUUUCAACAUGCUCCGAUAUCACAAAGCAAACUGGGUCAUCGUCCUCACCGACAACGUCGUCGAAGAGCACAAGAAGCGUCUCGAAAAGGAGAAAAUCAAGGGAUCCCGCAAGAUCGACCCGACGCGUCUGCAAUGGAAACCGCCCGUCUUUACCGCGUCCAGCCGAACCUGGAACUGGUGA
Molecule: messenger RNA, 2640 nt
Organism: Aspergillus affinis
Lineage: Eukaryota; Fungi; Ascomycota; Eurotiomycetes; Eurotiales; Aspergillaceae
Product: NuA4 histone acetyltransferase complex catalytic subunit ESA1
Exons: 8
Coding region: 1-2640 (879 amino acids)
Biological process (GO): regulation of DNA-templated transcription
Molecular function (GO): histone acetyltransferase activity
Source: RefSeq, a predicted model, not a curated record